This is a messenger RNA of Xiphophorus maculatus (southern platyfish), 9595 nucleotides long. It is a transcript of the gene chd5, whose product is annotated as chromodomain helicase DNA binding protein 5. The transcript is spliced from 40 exons. Gene Ontology annotation, molecular function: ATP hydrolysis activity; chromatin binding; ATP-dependent chromatin remodeler activity. The record is from RefSeq and is a predicted model, not a curated record. Gene Ontology annotation, biological process: chromatin remodeling; negative regulation of transcription by RNA polymerase II. Gene Ontology annotation, cellular component: nucleus; chromatin; NuRD complex. NCBI's taxonomy places the organism in Eukaryota, Metazoa, Chordata, Actinopteri, Cyprinodontiformes, Poeciliidae. The coding region runs from base 326 to 6331 and encodes 2001 amino acids.
AACUAGUUGUGGAGAAACUAUGGGAUGCAUCGUCAUGGCAACAGACCAGACGUCACAAUCUGGGCAUGUGUGUUCCAUUUUUGUCUUUCUUAUUUUUCAGACUGGAAGACCUGGAUAUAGAUCUGUAGGGAAAAGAAUAUAAAUGUUCAUUUUGUAUUUUUUUUUUAUCCUGGAGAAAAAAAAAGCCGGUUUUGACUGCAAGACUUAAAAAAAAAUCCACUGAGCGAGUUCUUUUUGGGUGAAGAAAGAGACUGUGCUGCGGCGUCUGGAGGGUUAACUUUCAGUAUUCCCAGCCUAAAAGGGGUUUGGGGGCUAUGAGAUAAAGAUGCCGGGGUCGCUGAGUAAUGAAGACGAGGGACAGGACGACAUGGAUUUUGAAGACGAUAUGCCAGAUGAAGAUGACGAAACUGAGCGCAACACCGUUCCCCUCACGGCCCUUGCGAGCUUCUUCUCUGAUGAUGACUCCCUCAAAAAGCAGAAGAAGAAAAAGCCCAAAAAGAUAAAAGAGGGGAAAAUACCCAAAGUUAAGAAGAGGAAAAAAGAGGGAGGAAUACAGCCAAGACUUGACAGUGACCUCGAGGAGAUUUCAGAGGUAGAGGAGGAACGUGAACGGCCAGAAAUUGGCUCUGAGAGCGAAAGCAGUGCAUAUGGCCCCACCAAAAAAAAGAAGAAAAAACCCAGGGAGAAAAAAGAAAGGAAGCCCAGGAAGAAGAAGAGAGAUGAGGAUGACGAUGAUGAUGACGAUGAUGAUGGUAACAUGAAAGAACCCAAAUCCUCUGGCCAGCUGAUGCAAGAAUGGGGUCUUGAGGAUGUUCAGUAUGGGUUCACGGAGGACGACUACAAAACAAUCACCAAUUACAAGGCUUUCAGCCAGUUCCUCAGGCCCCUCAUUGCCAAGAAGAAUCCGAAGAUUCCCAUGUCAAAGAUGAUGACAGUGUUGGGAGCCAAGUGGCGUGAGUUCAGUGCCAACAACCCGUUCAAAGGGGCAUCUGCCACCGCUGUGGCCGCUGCGGUGGCCGCUGCGGUGGAAACGGUUACUGUAGCUCAGCCAACAUCUGUCAGCAUCAGCCAGCUGAGCUCUCAGCAGGGCACAUUAAAAAAAGCCAAAACCAAAGAAGGAAAAGGGCCAGGAGUUAGAAAGAAAAGCAAGACCUUAAAAGAAGUGAAGAAGAAACCGAAGCCGAAGAAGACCAAAUCAAAAACUGGUCAAAGUGGGAAGAAGAAGAAAGCAUCCUCUAGCGAGGAGGACUUUUUGGAGGAGUCAGACUUUGAUGACAUCAGUAUCCACAGUGCCUCUGUGCUUUCUGAUACCUCUGGGGCCACAAAGAAAAAGGCCCGACGUGGGCGGAGAAAAAGGAAAAAGGAGGACGGCGAUGGCUAUGAGACUGACCACCAGGACUACUGUGAGGUUUGCCAGCAGGGAGGAGAAAUUAUCCUCUGUGACACUUGUCCAAGAGCCUACCACCUUGUCUGUCUGGAUCCCGAGCUGGAAAAGGCACCUGAGGGAAAAUGGAGCUGCCCACACUGUGAGAAGGAGGGAAUACAAUGGGAGGCCAAAGACGAAGAAGAGGAGGAGGAGGAGCCAGCAGGUGAGGAAGAGGAUGACCAUAUGGAGUUCUGCAGAGUUUGCAAGGAUGGAGGGGAACUUCUUUGUUGUGACACCUGUCCAUCAUCCUACCACAUCCAUUGCCUCAAUCCACCUCUACCUGAGAUCCCAAACGGGGAGUGGUUGUGUCCUCGCUGCAUGUGUCCUCCUCUCAAAGGUAAAGUGCAGAAGAUUCUCCACUGGAUGUGGGGAGAACCGCCGCUGCCAGCUGAGCCACCCGCAGGCCCUGAUGGCAAGCCAAUUGAUCCACUAACCAAGCCCCCGCUCAAGGGGCGCCCAGAGAGGGAAUUCUUUGUAAAGUGGGCUGGCCUUUCAUACUGGCACUGUUCCUGGGUCAGCGAACUGCAGUUAGAGCUGUACCACACAGUCAUGUAUCGGAACUACCAGCGGAAGAACGACAUGGACGAGCCCCCACCAUACGAUUACGGCUCAGGAGAGGAGGAGCUCAACAAUGAGAAGAGGAAGAGCAAAGACCCCCAGUACGCUGCAAUGGAGGAGCGCUUUUACCGCUACGGCAUUAAACCAGAGUGGAUGAUCAUCCACCGGAUACUCAACCACAGUUUUGAUAAAGAUGGUGAUGUGCAUUACCUAAUCAAGUGGAGAGACUUACCCUAUGAUCAAUGCACUUGGGAGGCAGAUGAUUUUGACGUCCCAGAGUAUGAGAUCCACAAAGCUUUUUACUGGGACCACAGAGAGCAAAUUUUAGGAGAGGACCAACGCCCUCUUGUGGUAAGAAAAGGGAAGAAACUAAAAGAGAACUACCCAAAAAGGGAAGUCCCUCCUGAUGCCCCCAUCAUAGAUCCAACCAUCAAAUUUGAGCACCAGCCCUGGUAUAUUAAUGCCACAGGGGGAACGCUGCACCCAUACCAGCUGGAAGGUCUGAAUUGGUUAAGAUUUUCCUGGGCUCAGGGAACAGAUACCAUCCUGGCAGAUGAAAUGGGCCUCGGAAAAACGGUUCAGACAAUAGUCUUUCUCUACUCACUGUAUAAGGAGGGCCAUUCCAAGGGGCCUUUCUUGGUGAGUGCACCUCUGUCUACUAUCAUCAAUUGGGAGAGAGAAUUUGAGAUGUGGGCUCCAGAUUUCUACGUGGUGACUUACACCGGAGACAAAGACAGCAGGGCAAUUAUCAGAGAGAAUGAAUUCACCUUGGAAGACAGCGCAAUAAAAUCUGGACGCAAGGUCUUCCGGAUGAAGAAAGACUCUCCUAUCAAGUUUCAUGUGCUGCUGACAUCUUACGAGCUGAUCACUAUAGAUCAAGCCAUUCUUGGCUCCAUCACCUGGGCCUGCCUGGUUGUAGAUGAGGCUCACAGACUGAAGAACAACCAAUCAAAGUUUUUCAGGAUUCUUAAUGGGUAUAAGAUCUACUACAAGCUGCUGCUCACUGGUACUCCUCUGCAGAACAACCUGGAGGAGCUUUUCCAUCUACUUAACUUCCUCACCCCAGACCGCUUCAACAACCUGGAAGGCUUCCUUGAGGAGUUUGCAGAUAUCUCUAAAGAGGACCAGAUCAAGAAGCUCCAUGACCUCCUUGGACCUCACAUGCUCCGGCGGCUGAAAGCUGACGUCUUCAAGAACAUGCCGGCGAAGACAGAGCUCAUUGUCAGAGUGGAGCUCAGUCCCAUGCAGAAGAAAUAUUACAAGUUUAUUUUGACGCGAAAUUUUGAGGCUCUGAACUCCAAAGGGGGAGGAAACCAAGUGUCCCUGCUCAACAUUAUGAUGGACCUGAAGAAGUGCUGUAACCACCCCUACCUGUUCCCUGUUGCUGCUGUGGAGGCUCCUGUUUUGCCAAACGGUUCUUAUGAUGGCAACCUGCUGGUGAAGUCUUCAGGAAAACUAACCCUGCUUCAAAAAAUGCUGAAGAAACUCAAAGAUGAAGGACACAGAGUUCUUAUUUUCUCUCAGAUGACAAAGAUGUUGGAUCUGCUUGAGGAUUUUCUGGAGUUUGAAGGCUAUAAAUAUGAACGUAUUGAUGGGGGGAUUACUGGAGGCUUACGGCAGGAAGCAAUUGAUCGUUUCAAUGCUCCAGGGGCACAGCAAUUCUGCUUUUUGCUUUCAACGCGAGCCGGAGGUCUCGGCAUCAAUUUGGCUAGUGCAGACACCGUCAUCAUCUAUGACUCUGACUGGAAUCCACACAAUGACAUCCAAGCUUUUAGCAGAGCCCACCGAAUUGGCCAAAACAAGAAGGUGAUGAUUUAUCGUUUUGUGACUCGGGGAUCUGUGGAGGAGAGAAUCACUCAGGUGGCAAAGAGAAAAAUGAUGUUGACUCACCUGGUGGUGAGGCCCGGCCUGGGCUCCAAAACUGGUUCCAUGUCCAAGCAAGAACUGGACGACAUCCUCAAGUUUGGAACUGAGGAGCUUUUUAAGGAUGAGAUGGAAGCAGCACGAACCAUGGGAGAUAACAAAGAUGGUGAGGAGGGCAACGUCAUUCACUACGAUGACGAUGCCAUUUCAAAGCUACUGGACCGCAGCCAAGAUGCCACCGAGGACACAGAGAUACAGAACAUGAACGAGUACCUGAGCUCGUUCAAGGUGGCGCAGUAUGUGGUGAAAGAAGAAGAUGAAGAGGAGGAGGUAGAGCGAGAAAUCAUCAAGCAAGAGGAGAAUGUGGACCCAGAUUACUGGGAAAAGCUCCUCCGCCAUCAUUAUGAGCAGCAGCAGGAGGACCUGGCCCGAAAUCUGGGAAAAGGCAAACGCAUUCGGAAGCAGGUCAACUACAACGACGCGACUCAGGAGGACCAAGAAUGGCAGGAUGAUCUUUCAGACAAUCAAUCGGAGUAUUCCGUGGGGUCCGAAGAUGAGGACGAAGAUUUUGAAGAGAGGCCCGAAGGUGGACGCAGGCAGUCUCGUCGACAACUUAAGAAUGAGAAAGACAAACCUCUACCCCCCUUACUGGCACGUGUUGGAGGCAGUAUAGAGGUCCUUGGGUUCAACACUCGCCAGAGGAAAGCUUUCCUCAAUGCCAUCAUGCGCUGGGGCAUGCCUCCUCAGGAUGCUUUCAACUCGCACUGGCUGGUCCGGGACCUUAGAGGGAAGAGCGAGCGCGAGUUUAGGGCCUAUGUGUCUCUGUUUAUGAGACAUUUAUGUGAGCCAGGUGCAGACGGAGCGGAGACCUUUGCGGAUGGAGUCCCCCGUGAGGGCCUGUCUCGACAGCAUGUUCUCACCAGGAUCGGAGUCAUGUCGCUUGUCAGGAAAAAGGUGCAGGAGUUUGAACAUGUAAAUGGGAAGCUGAGCUCUCCAGAUCUGAUUCCCAUUGGAAUGGAGCUGAAGAAACUGACUGAAAGUGUGUCUUCAGAUCCCAACACCCCAGUGCCAGCCAGCCCUGUUGCUACACAGCCCAGCACCCCCGUCCCACCAGAGAAAGCUGAGUUUUUGGUACGAAAUGCUGAAGAUAAGGAGACUACAGAGACAGAUGGAAAGAAACUAUCUGAGCAGGAACAAGCUCCCAUUGCAGAGCUAGCAUCUGCACCUGAGAAGGCUGCUGACAGUGACGAGACGAAGGCAACCUCAGAAGAGAAAACAGGAGAUGAGAGGAACAGAACCAAAUCCCCCAUGACAAAGGCCGAGCCACCUGCCUACCCAAAAGAGUCUGCUUUCAAGCCGGCAGAGCUGCCAUCUAGUCAUACCUCACCUAAGACGGACCCCUGCAAAGAAGCCGAGAAGUCCUCUGAAAAAGGAGAGGCUGGUUCUCCUCGGGAAAAAACUGAAGACAAAGAAAAUAAGCCAGAUGAUGUGAAGAGUGAAGAUGCAUUAGAGGGUCGAUUGAACGGAGACAAAGACACUCUUGAUGAGCUGGAUGAGAGCAGAAGAGAGGACAAAAAUGGAUUCAAAGCCAAGUUCAUGUUUAAUAUCGCAGAUGGAGGUUUUACGGAGUUGCACACCCUGUGGCAAACCGAGGAGCGAGCGGCUCUUUCGUCUGGAAAAAUGCAUGACAUCUGGCAUCGUCGCCAUGACUACUGGCUGCUUGCUGGCAUCGUAACACAUGGCUAUGCUCGCUGGCAAGACAUUCAGAAUGAUCCCCGAUAUGCUAUUCUGAAUGAGCCAUUCAAAACAGAGAUGCACAAAGGGAACUACUUGGAGAUGAAGAACAAGUUCCUGGCGCGGCGCUUUAAGUUGUUGGAACAGGCAUUGGUGAUUGAGGAGCAGUUGCGACGGGCAGCUUACCUCAACAUGACCCAGGACCCCAGUCACCCUGCCAUGGCUCUCAAUACGCGCUUUGCUGAGGUGGAAUGUUUGGCCGAGUCCCACCAACACCUCUCCAAAGAGUCUCUGGCUGGGAACAAGCCUGCCAAUGCUGUGCUUCACAAAGUGCUGAACCAGCUAGAGGAACUUCUGAGUGACAUGAAAGCAGAUGUGACACGACUUCCCAACAUGCUGUCCAGAAUCCCACCAGUGUCGGCUCGUUUGCAAAUGUCGGAAAGGAGCAUCCUGAGCCGCCUCACCAGCAGAGGCAGCGAACCUCCACCACAGCAGCCUUUUAGCCAGGGAGGCUUUGGCUGCUCUCAGAUGUACAGCAGCGGUUUUGGUGGGGGAUUCAGAGGACCAGGCGGACAGCCUAUGGUCAACUACAGCCAGAUGCCCCUUGGACCUUACGUCAGCGUGUCAUCCAAUGGCCCCCCGCCUCCUACAAGCCAUUUGGACAAGAAAUCACUUGACUCAUUCAGAGACGGGGCCACGCCUGAACUCAAGUCAGGCAAAGCCAGUGAUGUCAUCUGUAUUGAGGACUAGACCAGUUCUGUAUAAUUGACCUGAGGUCAGAAACUCCCAGGGAUGGAAUCUGAAUGGAUGACUGCUCCCCUUGUCUUAUGCUACAUCCUUCAUUUUUUUCCCUCCUAUCUCAUAAUCUGCUAACUGAAGCUCGGCUAUGAGUGGAUAAGGCAAUUAACUUUUUCAUCCGUAUACAUGUAUCUAUCAAAAAAAGUUGCACUUUUAUCUUUCAAGGAUCCUAUAGAGGUGUUUCAGUAGCUAUUUGCUUUAUUUGUAGAAAAACUGAGAAUCAGGAGGGAAGAUGAAGCAGUUUUUUUUAGAAGAGGACUUUGGAAGGUCUGCACUAUAAAGUAAAACUCAAUCAAGUCAAGAGUCAGAUGCUCUUUAUUGGAGCUUGUCUUUAUCUUUUAAUGUAAGUUUUAUUUAUUUAAUUUUUGCAAGCUGUGACUUUGUAAAUUUGCUUGCAACCCCUUGCUUUUCUGGAUUUGCCAACCCCUUUACACUGUGACUGUGCUGCUCUGAAGCUUGUUCUAUGUGAAGAGGAGAGAAAUUCAGUUGUUGUUUGACUCGAUAGUUUUUGAACAUGAGUAUCUUCAAAGUUACUGUACAUGAACAUGUGUUUUUAUCCUUUAUGUUAUAGAAUAUUGGUGAUCGAGGAAAUCAAAACCUUUACCAUGUACUGUAUGCUUUUGCAAAAAGUUUAUCUGAAUCCUGUGAAGACUGCCACCUGCUGGUAACGUUGAGAAAGUAGUUCUUGCUGAACAUGUCGCUACUUCUAGCUGCAUCACCUUUCAAGAGUGGCAUCUUCUGCUGUGCAUAUUAGGAGACUGGAAUUUAUUUUACAUCACGAAGAUCUAAUGAAAGUGAAAAUAACAACAACAGCUAAAACAGAUGUUCAGGUCUAAGCAUUAUUCAUAAAAAUCCAGCCAAAAAAAAUGUAAGUUACAGAAGAUUUUCCAUUUUAAAUUGUUUUGUACUGGAAACAGUUUGUGACUUUUUGUUUGAAUGUCAAUGUUGCUUGUAGUGCUACACCCACAUAAACCACAGUGGGACCAUAAACUGGAACAUUUUUGCUAGGCCUUUCUCUUCAGACCAAGUGAGAGUAAGAACUAACAAGUUUCAUUUUCUCUUUUAUGUCCAAGAACUUUCCUUCUUCCCUUUUUAACAAAAACACAUGCUUAUGUCUCAUUGUCACAUUCAGCUCACGUUAGGAUCUGAGUUUUUGUAUUCUUCUAUUUAAGUUGUAAUAAAAACAGAUGCAUAAACUUACUUGAUGCCAUUAUAAGGGAAUAACCCACUCUUUGAUGCAGUGUCUUUUCUUUACUGAGGCACAGAUUGUAAAAGAGGUGGUGCCACAGUCUAAAGUUGCAUGUGUUCUCAUUCCAAUUUUAAAGGACCAGGGUUGCACAUUGUUACUCUGUGCAGUUUUUUGUUUGUUUUUACUGUUUGUUCUGUUUGUGUUGCUAUCUUUUUAUUUGACUCGUAAAAUGUGUUUGGAGCAUUGGAUUUAACAGAAAACAGUGAUUUUUGUUGCUAAUCUUAUUAUAAACUGAAUAUAUUAACCCUUGCGACUGCUUAGGGACCCUUGCUUACCCGAGAAACCAAGGAAAAUCUGAAUUCAUAUUGGAUAUUUUGCACCAAUUAAACACAUAAUGAGAAAGACACCUUCAUAGUUUCAUAAUCGAAUUAUCUGCUGAAUUUGUCUGAGCUGGGUAUAUGUUUUGUGCACACUCUAAUUGUAACUAGAUUACAGAGUAGUUGGCUUUUUCUAUGGUUGCGUGUGAAUACAACAUUGAACUUACCCUCUGCUCUGCAGUGUGGCAAAAAAAUAAUAUUAAGAAUGAGUACUGUAAUGGGUAAUCCAUGGUACCGUUAAAGACGGUGGGCUUAAAAAUCCAGCCAAAAACAUUUAGAGAUGAACCCCAAAUAAAGCUCUGCUUAGGGUCUCAUACUUACUUGGAACUACCCUGGUUGAACCACAGUGGCGCCCCCAAAAUAUUUGCCUAGAUUUAUUUAACUCAUUUAUGUAUUUAUUUAUUUCAUUUUGCAUUUAUGCAUUGAUGGAAGAAGAUGUCUGGUUGCCCUUUUUUGAAUUGAGUAUAACUUAUUACCAUUUGGCUCCAUAGAUGAUGAAACCACUAACCUCCAAAAAGUCUUCUACACUUUCCUCUGCAGUUUAAGCUCAAAAUUUGUAAGUAUAAAAAAUAUGUAUGCUGAUUUUUUUGUGUUGCUGAAUUCCAGUCUUACAAAUUUCAAAAACACUAACAUUGAAGAAAUCUGUAAGGGGGCAAAUACUUUUAUACAAAAUUGUGUUUGUCUUUUUUUCUCUUUUUCCAAAGUGCAGUGUAUCUUGGUUUCUGUCACUAAUUCCUAACUUAAAUGGCUUUCUACCAGUGAAAAGAUUGUUAUAUGAAAUUGAUCCCAAGUAUUUUUAAUCCUCGAUUGGUAAAUUUAAUAAUUACCUGAGGAUGCUUGUUUUUCUUUCUUCAGUCAGAUUAUACACUUUCAGCAUUUUUACCCAAAAAUCUCUCAACUUGCUUUGGCUGGAAACUCAAUUAAUUUUGCAGACAUUAUAAUUUCGACACCGUCAUGUGAUGUAUCUGGAAAUGCAUCAAAUCAGUUUUCGUGGAAUGUUUCUAGGUGCUUCUUGUUGUCAUCUGUGUUUUUGCUCAUUCCAUCAAAUACUUGACCAUGACAUGUAUUAGGCUAUUAACAGAUAGGACCUCAGAACUUGUAAAUACUUGAACGAUUUUUCAGAAUGAAGCUCGUAUCAUAUAGAUUUCUUUUUCUAUUUGUAAAAAAAAUGAAGAAAAAAAAAACAUGAAUGUCCACUGAAUCGUGUUGCCAUAGAACUGCUAUGUGCACGACAUGUGCUCAUCAAUCAAAUUUAAGUCUUUUUCCUCUGGAGUGGUGACAUCAAACACAAUAUUUCAAUGAAAUGCAAUCAAACUGAAGUCAGUAUGAAUGUACUGUCCGUUUAAAAGACUUCAGUCUAAUAUAAAGAUGUUAAACAAUGUAUGUAUUCCUUAUUAUGAUGGCUUUAAAAGCUAAUAAAAGACCCUGAUAAAAGGCACCUUUGUUGCAGUAAAUGCACAGCAUGUGAAGCGUCUGACGGUUCACUUUCCAGGGGUGGCAGCAUGUCUUUACAGACAAUGAGCUCCAAGCAGUGUUAUGGUUAUGGAUAAUUGUGCUGUAUGGCAAUUGAAUCAAAAAGUGAAAUUGUCAUCUUUUUAUUUGUAUUCUGUGUAUUUGUUCAAUGUGUUUUAGUAAAUACUCUGGACAAGA